AUGAGAGAUCGUGAAAUCAAGUCCAUUGCUAUUAUCGGAGCCGGAGCUGCCGGAGCCAUUGCUGCAGCGGCGCUCAAAGCGGAGAAGUCUUUCGAUCGGAUCCGUGUUUUCGAACGAAGGGAGACUCCUGGUGGCACAUGGAUCUACGAUGCCGACCCGCAGAUUCCUCCCAUUCAGCCUGGAGGUCUGCCAGCCGACAUCGAUAAACCACUGGCGGUUCCCGAAAACGUACCAGCAAUAGUGCCUCCGAAUGAACAAGAAAGAUAUGCCCACACGCCUGUCUAUUACAACCUCACGACAAACGUGCCUGACAUUGCAAUGUCUUUCUCAGACUCGUCAUUUUCCUACGGGCCCUUUGUCCCGCACUAUGUACCUCGUCAAUACAUAGAGAAUUACUUCUCGAUACACAAGACAGAUGAAUAUUUAUCGCUUGGCACCACGGUGGAAGACUUGACUCAGUUACCGGCUGCUUCCAGAGAUGGGCUGAAGACUUGGAAGUUGACCUUGCGCAAGUAUGACCGUCUGCGUCACGUUGAUGUAUGGUGGCAAGAAGAGUUUGACGCAGUAAUCCUUGCUAACGGACAUUAUUCCGUCCCUUGGGUUCCACGGGUUCAAGGCUUGGAGGCAUAUAUGGAAAAGUUCCCAGGCCGAGUGGUACACUCCAAAUUCUACCGGUCACCAUGGAUAUAUGCCAAUAAGAAAAUCCUCGUUAUCGGAAACUCAGCUUCAGGCCACGAUAUUGCAUUUGACCUCCUACAAGCCGUUCAGCUUCCACUACACCAGUCGCGAAGAUCGCGCGGAAGACUAGACGGCGAUGGUCCUCCCCCAGGGAUAAAAUGGGAAACUGUAAUCAAGGAAUAUAAACUGGACGGCACAAUCGCUUUCGAGGAUGGAAGCGAACUCAAGGACGUCGACCAUGUCAUCUACUGUACAGGUUACCUUCCUUCUUAUCCUUUCUGGAACAGCAAGGUUAAUGGACGAGCACUGUUUGACUAUAGUAAGAAGAAGCUGAUCAACAAUUAUUGGCACACCUUCUUCUACGAUAUACCCAACUUGGCAAUCAUCGGUAUGCCACGUGUAUUGACAUUUCGAAGUUUUGAAUACCAGGCCAUCGCAAUCGCGCGACUCUUCUCCGGCCGGAACAACAUUCCUCUUCCUCCUAUAGAAGAGCAACAAAAAUGGGAGAGAACCAGAGAAAAGACCCGCCAACAAGAAGGGAAGAAGUUCCACGAGAUAGAGUGGGAGACUGGAGAGACUUUUAGAUGGCUAGAUGGGUUCUUCCAGAUCGCAGGGCUAGGGACAUUGUCUGGGGAUGGCAGGAUACCGCCAGCAUUGAGUAAAGAUAUUGUUUGGGCUAUCGAGAAUAUCAGAAAGUAUCCGGACCCAGAAAAGGGCAAGCACGGCGACGAGGAUCAUAAAUCAGGAUCAAAGCAAGAUGAGUGGGUUUUAGUGGACAAAACUACCAAAGACCUUCUGUCUUUCAUCUAA
Molecule: messenger RNA, 1488 nt
Organism: Fusarium sp. VM40
Lineage: Eukaryota; Fungi; Ascomycota; Sordariomycetes; Hypocreales; Nectriaceae
Source: the annotation of a GenBank genome assembly